AUGGUGGCCUUCAUGGACGACGUUCCUGCCCCUGUCUCGGCCGAACAGGCCUCGAUAACCUCGAAAAAGUCUCGUCGGGUGUUCUCUCUGCUCAUCGACAACUAUGACUCGUAUUCGUACAACAUCAUGCAGAUGCUGGCUCAAGUGAACGGAACUCCGAACAGCGUCACAGUCAUCAAGAACGAUGACUUCGGUAGCCAAUUCAACGUCGCAUGGGACCAUUUUGUUGCCCAAGCGACUGCAAUUGCGUCUCAAGAAGACGUGGAGUUGAAGCUCAACGUGGUCAUUUCUCCUGGCCCGGGUCAUCCGUCAGAACCCAAGGACUUUGGCAUGUGUUCAGACGCCAUUCGACACGCUACGGUGCCAGUGCUGGGUGUGUGUCUAGGACAUCAAGGACUGGCUCAGGUCUAUGGUGGUCAAGUGGUGGAGGCCGAGGAAGUCAUGCACGGACGUACCAGUCGUGUAUUUAUUGAGGGAGAGAGCCCUUUAUUCGCCCACAUUCCGAAUGGGUUUGAUGUGGUACGAUACCAUUCGCUGGUAAUUGACCCCAAGAAAAUUCCAGAAGAGCUUGAAGUGUUUGCCAAGACGCAGGAUGGAGUUAUCAUGGCCGUACGCCAUCGUACCAAGCAGCAGUUUGGCGUACAGUUCCAUCCAGAGGCCGUGUGCAGCGAGUUCGGCUAUCAACUCUUCCAGAAUUUCAAGGAUGUGACGCUGGCGCAUUGUGCUUCGAAAUGUGUGCUGCACCAUAGCAACCACCCUGAACAGACCGCUAAGUUGCAUGAUAAAAGUGUUCAGAAGUCGACGGACGCUCCAGACUAUCGCGUGUUGAUUCAGCGUGUAUCGACGGGCCUCGCAUCGCUCGAGUUUGCGGAAUUCGUGUUUAGUGAGCUGUAUGGGGCCUCGAAGCGAUCAUUCUGGCUGGAUAGUAGCAACCACGACACAGUUGCUGGCACCGAUGCAGCUACUCAGUCGCGGUGUUCGAUGAUGGGCGACGACAGCGGACCUCUGAGCUACUGCGUCGAGUAUGACGUCGCCAAAGUAGAACUUCGCUUACGUCGCCAUGUAAAUGAUACUGAGGAAGUGAAGGUGUAUCCGGGUCAGGAUGUCUUGACUCAUGUACGAGAAGUGAUGCAAGCACACCGAUCCCAUGAAGUGUUUAGCGAUGCCGUUGAGCUUCCAUUUGCCUUCCGUGGUGGUUUUGUGGGCUACUUUGGAUACGAAGUGCUCGGAAGCGAUCAAGAGGGUAAGAAGAUGUUCAACAACAAGAUCGAAGUGCAAGGAGAGCGUGCCCCCGACGCGUCAUUCUUGUUUGCAGACCGCACGUUGGUAUUCGACCACCAGGACGGUGUCAUCUACUCGCUAUCUCUUUCCGAGUGCAAGAUCGAAAGCGAAAGUAUCAGCCAGAUGUGGCACGGGUCAAUCAAGAGCCAACUGAAGGAGCUCUCUGAGGCCUACACCAAGAGGUCUGGAGCGAGUACAUCGCUGUUUUCAAGCGUUUCUGGAAAGGAUGAGGUGAUCUUCCGUCCGUCACGGAGCCGCGCUCAAUAUGUGGCCGACAUCGACGAGAUCCAGCGCCUGAUCCGUGCUGGAGAGACGUAUGAAGUGUGCUUAACCAACCACUUGCGAGCCGAGUACGCUCUACGCGAUCCACUAGCAUUUUACCGUAUGCUACGCUGCCGAAAUCCCGCUCCAUUCGCUGGUUUCUACUUAAGCAACCCAAGGAAUCGCUUCCAGACUCCAGAUGCUAUCAACGACACAGAUACACAUGACACGUACGCGCUUUGUUGCUCGUCACCUGAACGAUUCCUGAGGGUGGGAGCUGAUGGCUGGAUGGAGUCUAAACCCAUUAAGGGGACACGACCUCGAGGCCGCGACUCUAACGAAGACUCCGCUAUUGCCGAGGAACUUGCCAACUGUGAGAAAGACCGAGCCGAGAAUAUGAUGAUCGCUGACCUUGUACGCAACGACUUUGGCGUCGUAGCUCGAGUCGGAUCCGUACAUGUACCGCGUCUUAUGGGCGUGGAGACCUACGCCACUGUACACCAGCUUGUCACUACCGUUCGCGCUCAACGCCGUGAAGACGCCGACGUAGUGGAUGUGUUACGUGCUACAUUCCCCGGUGGUUCUAUGACUGGAGCACCCAAGAAGCGCACUAUGCACAUUAUCCGGGAGCUUGAGCGUGGUCCACGUGGUGUUUAUUCUGGAGGACUGGGCUUCCUAUCGAUCGAUGGUAGCUGCGACUUGAACAUUAUCAUCCGCACAGCUAUCGUGACUCCAAACAGCGUGACUCUCGGUGCUGGUGGGGCCAUCGUGGCACUAUCGGAUAGUGACGACGAAUACGACGAAAUGCUGCUCAAAGCCCGAGCACUUGUUGCUACUAUUGGUGCCUACGCGACGGGAAAAGACAACGGAGGUGGAGCUCGAGUCGUUGUGGACUAA
Molecule: messenger RNA, 2439 nt
Organism: Phytophthora nicotianae INRA-310
Lineage: Eukaryota; Oomycota; Peronosporomycetes; Peronosporales; Peronosporaceae
Exons: 1
Coding region: 1-2439 (812 amino acids)
Biological process (GO): L-tryptophan biosynthetic process
Source: RefSeq, a predicted model, not a curated record